AGCGCGGACGUUCCCUUGAACAUGUGCGUGCGUGAUAUUCGGCAUAACCUUCAUUCACUAGAAGCGGCUGAAAAUAAAAGUAGUUCAGCAUGGAAGCAGCAAUGGCCAUUACGACCAAAUUCUGCCAGAAGGAGCUGGAGGAGUACGGCGGCUGCGUGGUGUCCAACCCCACAUCCUGGCAGGAGAAAUGUCAGGAGCUGAAGCUGAGGGUCGCUCACUGCACAUCCUCACAUCCAGUGAUCAGGAAGAUCCGCUCAGACUGUGCAAGUGAGUUCUCGGUGUUCGAGCGUUGUCUGCAGGAGAAUCAGAGCUCAGCUGAAGUCUGUCAGUCUCACCUCUCACGGUUCCUGACCUGCGUCGAGACCGUCGAUCUCUCUGGAGUUGCACACGCUGCGCCUCAGCCGUCAUAGACGGGUUCUGUUUAAUGAGGAACACAGGUGAUUAAUGCUCAAUACUGGGAAGAAAUGGGUUUUGAAAAUGUCUGAAGAAGUGCCACACACACCAAAAACAAGAACUCAAUAUUUUGCAAACCUUUAGUUUUUCUCAAACUGUAUAAUGUGAUUUUUUUUCUUCUUCUUUUGUUUGUUGGAAGUUUUCACACUAUUUAUGAGAUGAACCAUUUUUAAAAUGUUUCCAUGAUAUUAAAAACACAGU
Molecule: messenger RNA, 654 nt
Organism: Danio aesculapii
Lineage: Eukaryota; Metazoa; Chordata; Actinopteri; Cypriniformes; Danionidae
Product: coiled-coil-helix-coiled-coil-helix domain-containing protein 5
Exons: 4
Coding region: 90-410 (106 amino acids)
Source: RefSeq, a predicted model, not a curated record